CAUAUUCCAAGUUCCAUCUGCCGGUCAUCACUAUCUACACAAUUAUAUCAAUAGGCCCACACCUUCUUCAUACAUUCACAAACUGUUCUAGUCAAAUUUUCUUUGACCCUCCCUCCCAAAACCACCCUUCUGCUUCUCUCGCAACUCCUCCGCCAUUUUUCGAUUCUCUCUCAUCCGAUUUCCAGAUCUUACCGUGCGGGAAAAGGCAUCUGGAAACCAGUUUUUUCUCACUGACCAAUAAGCUGAAGGAGGAGAUAUUGCUGCUAGGCUGGGAAUGCUUCCUGUAUGACAUAAAAUUUCACAGUGUCAGGUUUGCUGAAUUCAUCUAUGAACGGAUCACCUUCAAACAUUCCAGAUAUCACUGGAAGAUCAUUUCCUUCACCUUAUUCUGUCCAGUCUGGUGCCGGCUCCCCGGGUUUUCAUCACACUGGAACACUUCAAGGGCUUCACAACAUGCAUGGUAGCUACAAUGUUCCCAACAUGGCUGGUACGCUUCCAUCAAGAAAUCAAACAAUAAAUGUACCUCCAGGCAGUAUGCAACAAUCUACUGGAAACCUCCUUACUGGACGGUUUGGGUCUAAUAAUCUACCUAUUGGUCUUUCUCAGAUUCCUCAUGGUAGCUCACAUGGCCAUUCUGGAGUUACGAAUAGAGGAGGUAUGAAUGUUAUCGGAAGCCCUGUGUAUAACAAUAGCACAAAUGCUGUUGGUGGUUCGAUUCCUGGGGUACUCCCAACAUCUGCAUCCAUUGGUAACCGUGGUGGUGUUCCAGGCAUUGGGGUAUCACCUUUUCUGGGAAAUGCAGGUUCUCAAAUCACAACUUCAAUGGGAAAUGUGGCUGGCUCUGGAUCUGGCUACAUUGGUAGGAGUUCUGGUGGGACUUUAUCUAUGCCUGGUCUUGCAUCUCGUCUAAAUUUGAGUUCCAAUAGCGGCUCUGGAAGUUUAGGUUUACAAGGAUCAAAUAGAUUAAUGAAUAGUGGACUUCAACAACAAGCAUCACCACAUGUAAUGUCCAUUCUUGGAAACUCCUAUGGUUCUGGUGGAGGUCCUUUAUCUCAAAAUCACGCCCAAGCUGUUAAUAAUUUGAGCUCAAUGGGAAUGCUGAAUGAAGUGAACAACAGUAAUAACUCACCUUUUGGUGUGGAAGAUUUUCCUCUGCUAACUAGUCGACCUAAUUCUGCUGGAGGGGCUCAUGGACAAAUCGGCUCGAUUAGAAAACAAGGUAUUGGUGGUCCGGCAAGUCAACAGAACCAUGAAUUUAGCAUCCAGAAUGAAGAUUUUCCUGCUUUACCCGGACAAAAAGGGGGAAAUUCUGAGUAUGGCAUGGACUUUCAUCAAAAAGAUCUACUUCGUGAUAGCAGUGUGUCUAUGAUGCAAAAUCAGCAUUUCUCAAUGGGAAGAUCUUCCGGGUUCACCGUGGGUGGUUCAUACUCAUCACCUCGCCCACAGCAACAUCAACAACAUAUGCCGUCAGUCAGUGGUGGCAGCGACUCUUUUGUGCCUGUAAAUAAUCAGGGCCUUCAGCAUUUGCACGGAUCAGAUAUGUUUUCAUCUUCAAAUUCAACAUAUCAUAUACAGGGCAACGCGCCUUCAGAUAAUGGCAUGAGAUCUAUGAACAACUUAACUGCAAUGUCCGGUGUGCCUUCAUAUGACCAAAAAAUGCAGCAUUAUCAACAGCAAAGCCCAUCCCAGUUUCAUCUACGGCAGAUGUCAACGACAGACACGACGUUUCGAGAUCAGGGAAUCAAGUCUAAUCUGGCUACACAAGCUGCGGCUGAUAAAUAUGGAUUGCUGGGUUUGUUGAAAGUCGUAAGGAUGACUGAUCUUGAUCUGUCGUCCCUUGCUCUGGGAAUGGACCUGACAACGCUGGGUUUGAAUCUGAACUCUUCUGAAGACCUUCACAAAACGUUUGGCUCCCCUUGGUCUGACAAAGCUGUAAAGGGAGAUCCAGAGUUCGUGACACCUGAUUGUUAUAAUGUGGAAUCCACUCCAUCCCUAAAUCAUCUCUACUUCGUGAAGUUUCAGAUGGAGACUUUGUUCUACAUCUUUUACAGCAUGCCGAAGGAUGAAGCACAGUUAUAUGCAGCGAAUGAACUUUGCAGAAGAGGAUGGUUCUAUCAUAAAGAGCUCCGGAUGUGGUUAUCAAGGUUUUCCAAUGUGGAGCCUCUUGUCAAGACACCUACAUACGAGAGAGGGUCUUACCUCUCCUUCGAUCCAAGUACAUGGGAAACAAAGAAAAAGGACAACUUUGUUCUUCAGUAUGACUUAAUUGAGAAAAGACCUACCCUUCACCAACAUUAGUUAUACUAGUUGAAUGUAAAUUAUCCUGACUAUUAGCACAAUUGUUAGAAGAUGAGAUAGUUUUACUGUUACAAGUCUUGUAUUCAACAAUUAAAAGUAUUUUAAAACUGAUCAUGUUUCAGCUAUAGUUCAGUUUGGCCUCAACAAAUAGUCUUGUAUCAGAUUGUAAUUGAAUCCCAAAGUUGUUAUAAAAAAAAGGGAUAUUCUCAGCAGUAACCCCCAACUUCUGCUACGCACCAACGGUAACCCCCUUUUUUUGGAUUAUACAAAAUGACCCUAAUUAAGAAAUUUAUCUCACAUAUGACAUUAAUGAGUGUUAUUUAUUUUAAAAAAAAAACUAACUAUGGUUAACUUUGAAAAAAAUAAAUAA
Messenger RNA from Chenopodium quinoa (quinoa), 2668 nucleotides. RefSeq names its product probable NOT transcription complex subunit VIP2. Lineage: Eukaryota; Viridiplantae; Streptophyta; Magnoliopsida; Caryophyllales; Amaranthaceae. Bases 328 to 2298 code for a protein of 656 amino acids. The record is from RefSeq and is a predicted model, not a curated record. Gene Ontology annotation, cellular component: CCR4-NOT core complex; P-body. The transcript has 14 exons. Gene Ontology annotation, biological process: nuclear-transcribed mRNA poly(A) tail shortening; regulation of DNA-templated transcription.